AAAAUAUGACGCUUCUCGAUGUUCUCUGGUAAAAAGUACCAACAUUUUGAGGUUAUAUCGAAAACAUUUUGAAUUGUUUGUAAUUUAAUUUAUAGACUAGUUGAAACGGAAACUUUGAAACAUUCUAUAACGUACACGGCAAAAAAGAAUUCUUCCCUGAUAAAAGUCUGCAGCUGUAAAAUUUGCCCAUUCGUUACAACGUCGUUUUUUCUGAUGAUGAACCACGUUCGCCGUCAUCAGUCGCCUUUGCUACCUUCUAACUGUGCAAACCCCCUUGAUUCUUACCAUUGCAAACACUGCAAUUUUCAAACCGAACUAACGCUGCUUUUCAAGCAACACAUUAAAGAACACCAUGGAAUUAAACACGACAACGACGAUUUAAUUCUACAAUACAAUAAUCAAAAGUACGUUUGCGAAAAGUGCGGUUUUGAGACGCAUUUUUCGCUCAAAUGGUUAUGUCACAUGAACAAGUGUCAACAAUGUAACGAAAAAGCCGGUUUGAAAAAGCACAUUAACGCACGACAUGUAGACGACCUUGGCGGCAAAUGGUACAAAUGCAUACAGUGCUCAUUUAGAUGUAAACACAACUCAUCUUUGUCUCGACACAUGAACCGUUGUCAUUUGAUCGAAGAGGAUGGCGACUGGUAUGAAUGCGAACAGUGCCCGUACAAGACUAGAUAUCGUUCGAACUUAAGGCGUCACCUGAUAAACCACCACUCGAAUGGAAAAAGUAUCACGUGGUAUGAGUGCAACGAGUGUCCGGUUAAAACAAGAAACAAGAGGGUUUUCCAGAAACACGUGAAAGUGCGACAUUCCAACGGACACGGGGGCAUUAAAUGGUACAAUUGUGAAAAAUGCCAAUACAAAAGCGAAUACCGCAACGCUUUAAAUAAACACGUGAAUGCGCGCCAUUUGGACGAGGACGAAAUAGAGUGGCACUACUGCAGUAAGUGUCCGUACAAGUACAAACGCAAAGGAGAUUUGAAUAGACACAUUAACGCUCGGCAUCUGGCCGACCAAGACGCGAAGUGGUACGAAUGCGAACAGUGCUCAUUUAGAUGUAAAUACAACAAGUCCUUGAUGAGACACGUGAACGUUUGUCAUUUGGACGAAAAGGACGGCAAGUGGUAUGAAUGUCAACAGUGUCCAUACAAGACUAGAGAGGCUUCGACCCUAGCGAAGCACGUGAAAUCGCUGCAUUCUGAACAAUAUGACAUCAAAUGGUUUGAUUGUGAAAAGUGCCAAUACAAAACCAAAUACCCUCAGUCUUUAAAGAAACAUAUAAAUAGGCGGCAUUCGGACGAGAAUGAAAUCAAGUGGCACCGCUGCAGUGAGUGUCAUUACAAAUGCAAAGAUAUGAGAAGUUUGAAAGAUCAUAUUAACGCACGGCAUCUAGAUGAUCAGGACGUGAAAUUGGUACGAAUGCAGAUAUUGUCCACACAAAAGUAAGAGUUGUUUGAAUUUAAACGACCACAUAAGAAGGUGCCACUCGAAUGCGAAAAAUGUACUUUUGACACUGUGAAUAAAAAAUAUAUUUAUUAUUAAAAAGCGAACAAGAUUUUCAUAAUAUAAUGACUGAUUUUCCAAAUAAAUAUGAUUUUUUAAAUUAAGAAAA
This is a messenger RNA of Zophobas morio, 1615 nucleotides long. Its product is annotated as zinc finger Y-chromosomal protein-like. Gene Ontology annotation, biological process: positive regulation of transcription by RNA polymerase II. Lineage: Eukaryota; Metazoa; Arthropoda; Insecta; Coleoptera; Tenebrionidae. The record is from RefSeq and is a predicted model, not a curated record. Bases 214 to 1449 code for a protein of 411 amino acids. Gene Ontology annotation, cellular component: nucleus. The transcript has 2 exons.